Messenger RNA from Cervus elaphus (red deer), 4254 nucleotides. It is a transcript of the gene TMEM47, whose product is annotated as transmembrane protein 47. Lineage: Eukaryota; Metazoa; Chordata; Mammalia; Artiodactyla; Cervidae. The transcript is spliced from 3 exons. Gene Ontology annotation, cellular component: cell-cell junction; membrane. Bases 542 to 1087 code for a protein of 181 amino acids. Gene Ontology annotation, biological process: cell-cell adhesion. The record is from RefSeq and is a predicted model, not a curated record.
CGCUGGGCUCUGGGCGCGCAGCGGUCGAGGACGGAGGACUCGCUGAGCGCGCGCCGCGCACGCGGGGCCGAGAGAGAGGGGAUCCGCUCCACGCUCACCGGGCACGGGCGGGGCGGACGCGAGCCUCGCGCGGGGAGCCGGAGCCGGAGCCGGAGCCUGACGCCGCCUGGGUGCUGACCGCUGCCCCUCCCCGCUCGGCGCCGCCUCCCGCAGCCGGGGAGGGGCCGGGGCGGAGCGAACGAGCCGGGCAGCGCCGGGGCGGAGCGGACGCGGGCAGAACGCGGCGCGGGGCCGGCUGCGAGGGUCCGCGGCGGGAUCGGCAUCGCUGCGGCUGCCUACGACCCGCUCCCCGGCCGCCCGCCCCGCAGACCCACCUUCGCGGCGCGGCGGAAAGCGCGCGGAGCUCCGAGGGAGCGAGUCCCCGCGCGCGCGCGCGCGGCGGCUCGGCUGCUUCCCUCCGUGGGAGGUCAGGCUCCCGGCUCUCCGGACCCGCCUGGCGUCCUCGUCUCCCGCGGGGCGGGCCGGCUGCGGCGCCCGGGGCAUGGCUUCGGCGGGCAGCGGCAUGGAGGAGGUGCGCGUGUCGGUGUUGACCCCGCUGAAGCUGGUCGGGCUGGUGUGCAUCUUCCUGGCGCUGUGUCUGGAUCUGGGGGCCGUGCUGAGCCCGGCCUGGGUCACGGCCGACCACCAGUACUACCUGUCCCUGUGGGAGUCCUGCCGGAAGCCCGCCAGCUUGGACAUCUGGCACUGCGAGUCCACACUCAGCAGCGACUGGCAGAUUGCUACUCUGGCUUUACUCUUGGGUGGUGCUGCCAUCAUUCUCAUUGCCUUCCUGGUGGGUUUGAUUUCCAUCUGCGUGGGAUCUCGAAGGCGCUUCUAUAGACCUGUUGCUGUCAUGCUUUUUGCAGCAGUUGUUUUACAGGUUUGCAGCCUGGUUCUUUACCCAAUCAAGUUCAUUGAAACUGUGAGCUUGAAAAUUUACCAUGAGUUCAACUGGGGUUAUGGCCUGGCCUGGGGUGCAACUAUAUUUUCAUUUGGGGGUGCCAUCCUUUAUUGCCUGAACCCUAAGAACUACGAAGACUAUUACUAGAACCAGUAGUCUCAAAUUUAAAAAAAAAUCAACCAUCCAACAAAAGGAUUACGUCUGCAUUUUUUCUAAUUCAUCAUUUUCUAAAACACUUGUGGAGCAUCAAACAAUUUGCUCAGUUGAUUUAAUAUCUUUUGCCUUUUGGCUGUCAACAUCAUAACCAGCUUUUACAUCCAUUUUAGGGACCUGCACAAAUUAAGAGAGCUGAUUAGACAUAGGCAAAUGCUGCAAACUUCCAAUAUAUUCAUGUCACUUUUCUUGACAAGCAAAGGGUCUAUAUGACAGAAACCAUUGUGAGAAACUAGUUGGAAUGAGAAAUGCCUGAAUCUCCUCUUGCCUGCAGGGGAACAGCUGGCAUAAGCAACAUUUAGAAGUUCCUUUGUGCUGACAAGGAUUCCACUGUUAGAGUCCUUAUUGCCUGCUUAUCCCAUCCAAUGACUACAUUGGUUAUUUGCUUGAGUGAACUCUUGAAAAGUAAACUUCCCUUCAGCAUCUAAUGGGGGUUCUGAAUGUAACUGGGUUAAUGAUACAUAUUCCACCUACGUUUUAAUGGGAGGUUAUGCUUUGGCAAUCAGCAUCUCGCUGGGAAGGUAGUCAAGAUUUGGAGACGUGCAUUUCAUUAUGUGGUUAGAAAUUGUGCCUCAGCCAUAUCUAGAAUGAGGAAAAAUUGAGAAUCUCUAUUUUCCCUGGGGCAACUAGAAAGAAAUAUGCAUGAUUGCUUUUGUCCUAAGUACCCUUUAAAUCACUUACCAAACAUUACAGCAAACAAUUGUGCAUAUGUAACAAGCUUAAGUAUUUUUAUAGAAGGUGAGCCAUUAGUAUAAAUGGUAAUAAGUUGUUCCCUAACCCUACACCUGCAUUUGCCUAUUGCACAUAAAAUUAAUAUUUGCUCUAGUGAAGUGAUUUGAACACUAACCUUGUACACGUUGUUAAGAGGCUUAGAUCGGUAUUCACACUUAUUUACUGUACAAAAGUGCAUAUACCUUAAAGCUUUUGCUCUAUGUUCUUAUUGGAAAGUGUUAAAUAGAAUUGUAUAAGAAGAAAAAUCGAAAUGGUGUUAAUCUGAAAAUUAAUGAUUCUUUUGUAAGCACUGUAGUUCAAAAGAGUGUAGCAAUUAGGAUGGUCAUUUUGUUUAAAAGUCAUUAAAAUAGAAGGCUUCUUUUUUUCCAAGUAUUUUAAAUGUCUUCAUUAAAAAAGGAAUAGUGAUAGAUUUAUAUAAUUGUCAGUAGAGGAGUAGAAUUCAUCUGGUUUUCAUCUGGUUAUCACCUGGUCCUCUGAAGUUAACUAAUGGGCUAACUGAUUUGUGCACACAAUUACGAUGGAUUUAUGGUAAGGGAAUCAUUUAUUGAUUGUUCAAAUGGAAUAAUAAUAAGGAAUAAGUUUGCAGCAAAUCUUACACUGCAAACUUGUGUUAAUCCUAUUUAAUAUACAAAUUUGGAUAGUUUAAUUAUAAACAUAUUUUUAUAGCAAAUAUACAGUUCUAAUAUAAAAGUUAUAAAUAAUUAUUUUUGUUAACAAGGACACUAUUUGGCCCUCUUGCAGAAAGAAGCAUUGGAGAAACCAUUUAAAAAAUGCCUAUGUUCUGUUGUAUUGCAAAAUCCAUUAAGAACAGGACUACAUCAAUAAUGUUUAAUAAUUUGCUUUACCUCCCAAAGCAGAGUUCUGCUUUCAGCUUGUCUUAAGAACUGUUGCCAAAAACAACAGGAAAAAACCCACUAUUUUAUUAUUCAAAUGCUUAAAAUAAAACCUCUUAUCUUGUGACUUUUCUAUGGAAUCAUGAAGUAAAUUUGAAGAACCAGGCUUAUUUUAGCAAUGACAGACAAAACUAAUUAAAUGCAUUCUAGAGAGAAACCUUUAUAAAAGUAUAUAAUCCUGUAUAGACUCGUAAGAAACUAUGAGUGGACAUUUUCCAGAAAGAUAUGACUAUUAUAGAAUCUUUUGAAGCAAUUUUCUUGAGAAAUAGUAAAAUCUGGGCCAGACUGUCUUGUAGUUAAUUGCAUAUUAUCAGAGCAGCAUGGGAAAUACGAUAUUUGUUGGAUAGGGAUUUCGGCUACUAAACACUCUCUGUUGUGAGAGAAUCUUUUUAUUCCUGAAUAAUGGAAGAACAGUACUUUGAUGCUGACAUCAAUGGGGCACUUUUCUUAGUCCUAGUAGAGGAUGCAGUGUGCUGUUAGACCAAUAUCACGUCUCAAGUCUUGAUCAAGUUUUCAUUCUCUGUCAAUUUGAAAAACCUGGAAGUGACAGAAUAUGGUAUAGGCUAAGGCACACAUAUUUGCAGUUUAAUGAAAAGUAGAUUUCUUAUAUUACUUUUUACCCCUUUCCAGUGAAGAGCCCUUUGCUAUAUUUCUACCAUCACUAAUAGUUGAAAGUGUUUCAUUACUAACAAGUUCAGUACAACAUGAAAGUUAUCAUGGCUCAUUCAAACUACUGUUUUGUCUAUCAGAAUAAACACAAGUGAAUUUUUCACCUACAAUAAUAUUAUGUCUUUGCAGCUUUAGGUUUGUUUAUUGUUUUCUUACUAGCCAAACUAUUAACUCUGAUCCCAUUGUUUGUCAGGGAGAGAGAGAUACACAUACCUACAUACAGCAUAAAGUACUCAGCAGGGCUAGUUAUUUGGAUUUCUUGCACAGCAAUUUAGCUUUUGUAAGUUCAACAUGUAAAUUUUAAAGACAUAAAUAUAGAGAGACCUAUGUGUUUGAAAUAUAAAUGAUAUAUAUGGAUUAGCAUGUAACUGUAUAUUAUUAAACAUGCAAUGAGCUGACUGGUAAGUGACGUCUAAUUGUAUGGCUAGCAAUGUAAUUUAUUCAGACUGUAUUUUUGUACAGAGCAGCACACACUAACCUAUGCCUCUGUGUCCUCUUUAAUGCCUAAAACUGUGCCUAGAAAUUUCAUCUGUCUUAAAAAUAAAAUAUACUCCAUGCUGUUUAUGCUAUUAGUUUCUCUACUGCUGUUCUAUAUUUAUUAUUUUAAAAUAUAUGACAUGUUUACUACUUAAAUAUGAAUUCAUGGUAUUCUGGUUAUUUUUUUAACAAUCCUUUGGGGAGAUCCUGUUUAUCACUCCAGUGGUUUUUGAGUUUGCAGUUUCACAAUCAGUUCUUCAUUUCAUGAUUUUUGUAGCUGACAUGAAAUUAUCUAUGUGGAAAAAAUAAAAAUAAAAGUGGCUUCCCUGA